ACACUAUAACAACGAUACCUGAUAGUUAUCGAUAGGCCACUUGUCAGUCUGACAGCUGCUUUAAGGUUAUACUACAACAGUAGAGAAUUUGGAUUUCCAUUGAUUUUCGAUUACGCUGUGCAUAUUACAUAACUAAGCAAAAAUGUCUCAGGCUCCAGUUCGUGUUUCGCCACUGAUCAAGCUCGGCAGAUGGUCCCUGCUCCUGGUAGGCAUUGCCUAUGGUGCUGCCCACCAAAGCCGCCUGUCCAAGAAGGAGGAGAAGGUGCGUGAAAUCGAGGCCCAGCAGAAGGUGAUCCGUGAUGCCAAAUUGGCUGAGGAGAAGAAGCGUAACGCUGCCGCUGAAAUUAGAGCUCUGGAAGAGCUCUCCAAGCCCAAGAAGUAGAUGAUCGAUCGCCCUUUAUAAGUUUGUUUUAAGUUCAAUUGCUACGAUACUCGAUAACGAACUAUUCAAGGACGACGAUACAUAAACAUCCAAAUUCCGAAAGCCAAGAAAGGCGAUCAUCAACAUCAAAGGCAGAGUUGCCUUUCUUUUUGAAGUAUCGGUCUAUCGUUUUUUGUGUUUACUACGAACAGUUUGUGAAAAUUAUUGCAGCAAAUUAAAUGAUUAAAAAACAAAUAUGUAAAACAUAAAA
Messenger RNA from Drosophila nasuta, 632 nucleotides. It is a transcript of the gene ATPsynE, whose product is annotated as ATP synthase, subunit E. The record is from RefSeq and is a predicted model, not a curated record. Lineage: Eukaryota; Metazoa; Arthropoda; Insecta; Diptera; Drosophilidae. The transcript is spliced from 2 exons. Gene Ontology annotation, molecular function: proton transmembrane transporter activity. Bases 143 to 382 code for a protein of 79 amino acids. Gene Ontology annotation, cellular component: proton-transporting ATP synthase complex. Gene Ontology annotation, biological process: proton motive force-driven ATP synthesis.